Hemiscyllium ocellatum (epaulette shark) is the source of this 2863-nucleotide messenger RNA. RefSeq names its product transmembrane p24 trafficking protein 10 (gene tmed10). Lineage: Eukaryota; Metazoa; Chordata; Chondrichthyes; Orectolobiformes; Hemiscylliidae. Gene Ontology annotation, biological process: intracellular protein transport; Golgi organization; endoplasmic reticulum to Golgi vesicle-mediated transport. The record is from RefSeq and is a predicted model, not a curated record. Gene Ontology annotation, cellular component: endoplasmic reticulum; Golgi apparatus; COPII-coated ER to Golgi transport vesicle. Bases 121 to 780 code for a protein of 219 amino acids. The transcript is spliced from 5 exons.
CGGUCGCUUGACCCGGAAGGAGUUUCCCGCGGCUUCAGCGAGCGCGCGCCACGUCCGUCGGUCCGGAAGCGGAAGUGCAAGUGCAGGCCGCGCGGACAGCCCGACUCCCAGUGCCCGGCCAUGGCCCCGCUCGUCGUCCCCGCGCUGCCGCUGCCGCUGCCGCUGCCGCUCCUGCUCCUGGCGGCCUCGGCCAGCCUGCUCCCCCGGGCACACGCCAUCUCCUUCCAGCUCCCCGCCAACUCCAGGAAGUGUCUCCGCGAGGAGAUACACAAAGACGUCCUGGUGACCGGGGAGUAUGAGCUGAGUGAGCAGCCGGGGGGGAGGACCGACCUGAAGGUGACGGAUUCGUCCGGCCACAUCCUGUACUCCAAGGAGGAGGCGAGUAAGGGCAAGUUUGCCUUCACCACCGACGACUAUGAUAUGUUUGAGAUCUGCUUCGAGAGCCGCCUUCCUGCAGGCCAUUUCCGAGUUCCUGACCAGCUGAUUAUUCUCAACACCAAACACGGCGUGGAAGCCAAGAACUACGAAGAUAUUGCGAAAGCAGAGAAGCUGAAGCCCCUGGAGGUGGAGCUGCGACGACUGGAGGACCUCUCGGAAUCCAUUGUCAAUGACUUUGCUUACAUGAAGCAGCGUGAGGAGGAGAUGAGAGACACCAACGAGUCGACCAGCGCCCGAGUCCUGUAUUUCAGCAUCUUUUCCAUGUGUUGUCUCAUCGGCCUGGCCACCUGGCAGGUGUUUUACCUUCGUCGCUUCUUCAAAGCCAAGAAACUAAUCGAGUGAGAGGGUUUAACAGAGGCAGUAGUGAGAGUGUAUGUGUUUGUGUGUGUGUGUGCACGAGAGAGAGAGAAAUAUUGUGCACCUGUGUGCAGAGGGGGUGGGUAUUAAUUUACACGCGUAUUAAAUGUGGUGCUUCAGCUGUUUGGAUUGAGGGCUGUGUUUUUUUUAAAAUUUGUGGCGGUUUUCUGAGAGUCAUUGACCUGUUUCAGAGUCCGGGGGAGGGGGUGGGUGGGGGAGGUCAGUGCUCAGGAGCUGGGACCCAGGAGCCCAUUGUUGCAGCAGGUUGGGUUACUCCCCGAAAGGCAAACCUUUCAUUAUUUUGUUUUUCCAAAGGCUCAGUAAUGUUUGUUCCAAUUCCUGUUGUCUGUAGCUGACGGUUACUGGUUGAAUUUAACAGCGCUGUCGGGCUGUGGGGUGGAGGGGGAUUGAGUUCAGGCUUCUGAGUGGCACACAGCUUUUUGAACCUGAAACAUAGCGCUGUUGCUUUCCCCUCAGCUUGUGGUGGUCUCUGCCAGUUUUCCACACGUCUCUCCUGUCUGGUGACUGAGAGGGGUGCUGCUCUCUCAGUGGUUUAUCCCUCUUUAAUGUUGCUGAACGUGGGGAUACUCAGUCCUGCCCGCUGAAUGUAAGAGGUCCCGACCCCUAACUCCAUUCCCUUCUGAUCUCACAUACUGACUCCAGCCUCCAACUCCUCCCUCCCAAUCCCGGACCCAUGCCCCUCUGAACCGGCACCCCUUAAGUGGACCUUCCUUGCUUCGGUGAACUGUGACGUCUGUUUAUUUGGUCUGUUUCUGACUUUGGAAAUCCCCUCUACACAGCCCCACAGGCACUUAAAGGGAGGGAGUCUGACCACGUCCAUUCAUAGCCAUCCUAGAUGUGGCUUUAGAAAAUUCCUUUGGAACUAUAAAUGAGAGGGCUGGGCUUGGAGCUUUAAAAUGGGCCCUUAACCAUCCAGCGUCUUUUCCCAAUCCCCAUUGGAGCUGCCUCUGAAGUGAGAAAAAGGGUGGGUGAAUCUGGUUGAUUUGUCGAGCGCCCUGGGGGAGGAGGUUAAUUGAGGGUCCAUCUCCUCUCCUUUGAGUCUCUCCCCUGUUGAUUUAAGUACACUCUGAAUUAGCUGUCUGAGCCACCCCACCAUAGUUAGACCCACGUCUUUUGCCACCGUACAGUGCAGGAGAUGCCAAGCCAGGGCUGGUGUGGACUGUGAGCGUCGUCACGUCUCCCUCGAAAGGUCAAGUCAGUGAGGAUGCAGGUCGUGCUGUGUUUGGGCGGGAGGGGAGUGUUCAAAUCAAAUAAUUUAAACUCUUUACCCAGCGGUUAUCUUGCGCUUCCUUCGCUUUCUUCACCCCCCAAUCUCUGUGCGAAUGACCAGGGCCUGUGUCCGUACAAUGUGGGAGUGACUGGUGAUCUGGGCCCUCUCCCUGUGAGAGUGACCAGGGCCUGUGUCUGUACAAUGUGGGAGUGACUGGUGUUCUGGGGCCCUCACCCCAGUGACCAGGGCCUGUGUCCGUACAGUGUGGAAGUGACUGGUGUUCUGGGGCCCUCUCCCCGUGAGAGUGACCAGGGCCUGUGUCUGUAAAGUGUGGAAGUGACUGGUGAUCUGUGCCCUCUCCCUGUGAGAGUGACCAGGGCCUGUGUCCGUACAGUGUGGGAGUGACUGGUGUUCUGGGGCCCUCACCCCAGUGACCAGGGCCUGUGUCCGUACAGUGUGGAAGUGACUGGUGUUCUGGGGCCCUCUCCCCGUGAGAGUGACCAGGGCCUGUGUCUGUAAAGUGUGGAAGUGACUGGUGAUCUGUGCCCUCUCCCUGUGAGAGUGACCAGGGCCUGUGUCCGUACAGUGUGGGAGUGACUGGUGUUCUGGGGCCCUCACCCUGUGAGAGUGACCAGGGCCUGUGUCCGUACAGUGUGGGAGUGACGGGUGUUCUGGGGCCCUCUCCCCGUGAGAGUGACCAGGGUUUGUGAUUGAUAUUGAGUUCCCCCUGGAGAGCCUUUUCACUUUACCAACAAAAAAAAAAUCAACGAAUCCUUUGGAAAUUUUUUUGUUUGUUUGUGCAGAGGUUUUAAGAAUAAACAGAAUUUGUAAUUGAAA